AUGAGACAGAUCUGUAAAUAUCAUGAUGUGGUCGAGUACCUGAACAUCUCCUCCAAGCAACAUCUCCUUUUAUACUCUAUACCAAGGAAGAAUUGGGAAGAGUCUUUGGAAGUUGACCUUGACUUCACCCUUAUCUCCAUACUUUCAGUGACCUGGAAAAAUGAAUUUAUCAGCUGGAAUCCUUUGGACUUCUGUAACAUUUCCAGUAUCACUCUUCCAGUGAACCUUUUUUGGAUCCCUGACAUUUUCAUACAUGAACAGGCAGAUGAAAAUAAGUAUUCACUUAGUCCUUUUGUUGAAAUAACCUCCGAUGGCUUCAUUACUUCAGCUCAAGCACAUCAACUCACUUCCUCCUGCAACUUGGAUGUCCACAUGUUUCCUUUCGAUGAGCAAAAGUGCAGCUUAACCUUAUCGUCAUCAUUACAUUCAGAAAAGGAACUGAAGAUGAAGAACAUUAAAACUUCCAAUAAGACAAAUCAAGACAGUUACAAGUAUUAUUUAACCAGUGGAGAAUGGAAGUUUGAGAAAGUGAUAAUUGUUGAGCAAACGCUGUUUUAUAAAUUCAUGAACUUCAGUACAGUCAUCUAUGAGAUUGUUAUGAAGAGGAGAUCCAUUCUACAUGAAUUAGUUCUGAUUCUGCCAACAUUUGUUCUCUUCUUGCUAGAUAUGGCUAUUUCUUAUGCUUUUGCCUCUCCUGCAGAAAAGAUUGCCUUCAAAGUGACCAUGAUCUUGCAGGUCUUAUUUUUGUCUAUGAUGCUUAAUGACAAGCUACCAGCAACGUCAGAUUAUCCACCAGUAAUAGCAAUGUUUUUUAUUGGAAUCUUCGCAUUUAUGGUCCUUGGCAUCCUAGAGAAUGCCUUUGUUGUGUAUCUCAAGGAGCGGAAGUCAAAGUUCCCAUCCUUCAAGACCAAGAACUUUAUAAGGAGAUUCUUGCGAAAAGAAAAAGAAAAAAUAGAGGACUCUGUCACGGAUGUAGGGGAAGAGAUACUCAUGGAGAACAAGCCAACUACGGAGCUUCCCUUGGCUGAAAACGACAACACAGACAGCCUUGUGCUUCUGAAACAGCUGAACAUGGAGCUGCAACAGAUGAAGAAGCACCUGGUUCUGGAAGAAAGCAAGAUUUUUGGCCCUGCCAAGCAGGACAAACUUCUCCAGUUGGAGAAUUACCUUUAUUAUAGCCGCUUGAUCUUAUCCCUCAGUUUUAUAGCCUUCAUUGCGGUGCAGUGGACACAAUGA
Python bivittatus (Burmese python) is the source of this 1236-nucleotide messenger RNA. The record is from RefSeq and is a predicted model, not a curated record. NCBI's taxonomy places the organism in Eukaryota, Metazoa, Chordata, Lepidosauria, Squamata, Pythonidae.